AUGGAUCUGUGUGAAGACACAGAUAAGGGAGUCCCUCCCUCAAAAGCCUCUCUGUGUGGAGAAGAAGAAGCUCUGAGGAUGAAGAAACACAGACCAGACUCUCCUGGACCCAGCUGUGUGUCCAUGAAGAGUAACCGGUCCAUGUUUAUCCCUCCUGAGUUUAAAGCUGGACACCCUGCAGAUGGAAGGAUGCUGAAGCCUGGACUAGGCUCUCCUGUAUCCAGCUGUUUGUCUAUGAAGAGUGACCGCUCCAUGGGUCAGCCGAUGGCCUUUAGAGAUGGACAAUAUCCUGAUGAAAGAGUUCAGAAGAAGAAUUCAGAGAUAUUCAGUGUAAAUUCUGCACAGCAGCAUCAAACAGACCUGGAGUCUGCAUUUAAGCUGCUGGAGGAGAACAUCAUCACCUUUGUAAAGAACGAGCUGAAAAGAAUUCAGAGGCUUCUGUGUCCAGAUUAUCCAAAAUACUUAGGGUGUCAGCCUGGGGAUGAGGAGGUAUUGGAAGGUGAGGAUAAAGUGCAGAGAGGAAUCUGCAGAGAUGCUUUCCUAAAGAUCACUCUGCAUUUUAUGAGGAGAAUGGAGCUGCAGGAGCUGGCUGACUGUCUGCAGAGCAAAACCGUUGCUCCAGUGUGCCGUGAAAAACUCAAAUCAACCCUGAAGAAGAAGUUCCAGUGUGUGUUUGAGGGGAUUGCUAAAGCGGGAAACCCAACCCUUCUGAAUCAGAUCUACACAGAGCUCUACAUCACAGAGGGAGGGACUGGAGAGGUCAAUGAGGAACACGAGGUCAGACAGAUCGAAACAACAUCCAGGAAAGCAGACAGAGCAGAAACUACCAUCAGACAGGAAGACAUCUUUAAAGGCCUGCCUGGAAGAGAUGAACCAAUCAGAACAGUGAUGACGAAGGGCGUGGCUGGCAUUGGGAAAACAGUCUUAACACAGAAGUUCACUCUGGACUGGGCUGAAGGCAAAGCCAACCAGGACAUCCAGUUCACAUUUCCAUUCUCUUUCAGAGAGCUGAAUGUGCUGAAAGAGAAAAAGUUGAGCUUGGUGGAGCUUGUUCAUGCCUUCUUUACUGAAACCAAAGAAGCAGGACUCUGCAGGUUUGAAGAGUUCCAGGUGGUCUUCAUCUUUGACGGUCUGGAUGAGUGCCGACUUCCUCUGGACUUCCACAACAAUGAGAUCCUGACUGAUGUUAGUCAGUCCACCUCAGUGGAUGUGCUGCUGACAAACCUCAUCAGGGGGAAACUGCUUCCAUCAGCUCACCUCUGGAUAACCACACGACCUGCAGCAGCCAAUCAGAUCCCUCCUGGGUGUGUUGACAUGGUGACAGAGGUCAGAGGGUUCACUGACCCUCAGAAGGAGGAGUACUUCAGGAAGAGAUUCAGAGAUGAGGAGCAGGCCAGCAGAAUCAUCUCCCACAUCAAGACAUCCCGAAGCCUCCACAUCAUGUGCCACAUCCCAGUCUUCUGCUGGAUCACUGCUACAGUGCUGGAGGAUCUGCUGAAGACCAGAGAGGGAGGAGAGCUGCCCAAGACCCUGACUGAGAUGUACAUCCACUUCCUGGUAGUUCAGACCAAAGUGAAGAGCAUCAAGUAUGAUGGAGGAGCUGAGACUGAUCCACACUGGAGUCCAGUGAGUAGGAAGAUGAUCGAGUCUCUGGGAAAGCUGGCUUUUGAGCACCUGCAGAAAGGGAACCUGAUCUUUUAUGAACCAGACUUGACAGAGUGUGGCAUCGAUAUCAGAGCAGCCUCAGUGUACUCAGGAGUGUUCACACAGAUCUUCAGAGAGGAGACAGGACUGUACCAGGACCAGGUGUUCUGCUUCAUCCAUCUGAGUGUUCAGGAGUUUCUGGCUGCUCUUCAUGUCCAUCAGGCCUUCACCAACUCUGGAGUUAAUCUGAUGGAAGAGGAACAAAAACCAUCUCGAGUGCCUAAAAUCUUUAAAGACAAACAUAAGCUUAAACACCUCUUUCGUAGCGCUGUAGACCAGGCCUUACAGAGUCCAAACGGACACCUGGACUUGUUCCUCCGUUUUCUCCUUGGCCUUUCACAAGAGACAAAUCAGAAUCACAUAAGGGGCCUGCUGACCAAGAGACCAAGUGGCUUAAAGACUAAAAAGAAAACGGGUGAUUAUAUCAAGAAGAAGAUCAAUGAGGAUCUCUCCGCAGAGAAAAGCAUCAACCUGUUCCACUGUCUGAAUGAACUGAAUGAUGGUUCUCUAGUGGAGGAGAUCCAACAGUCCCUGAGAUCAGGACGUCUCUCCACAGAUAAACUGUCUCCUGCUCAGUGGUCAGCUCUGGUCUUCAUCUUACUGUCAUCAGAAAAAGAUCUGGACGUGUUUGACCUGAAGAAAUACUCUGCUUCAGAGGAGGCUCUUUUUAGGCUGCUGCCAGUGGUCAAAGCCUCCAACAAAGCUCUACUGGUUGGCUGUAACCUCUCAGAGAGAAGCUGUGAAGCUCUGUCCUCAGUGCUCAGCUCCAAGUCUUCUAGUCUAAGAGAGCUGGACCUGAGUAACAACAACCUACAUGAUUCAGGAGUGGAGCUGCUUUUUGAUCGCAGAGGGAGUGUGUAUUGUAAACUACAAACUCUCAGACUGAGUGGUUGUAACCUGUCAGAGAGAAGCUGUGAAGCUCUGUCCUCAGUCCUCAGCUCCUCCAGUCUGAGAGAGCUGGACCUGAGUAACAACAACCUGCAUGAUUCAGGAGUCAAGCUUCUGUCUAAUGGACUCAGGAGUCAACACUGCCAACUGGAAACUCUCAGGUUCAGUCGCUGUAACCUCUCAGAGAGAGGCUGUGAAGCUCUGUCCUCAGUCCUCAGCUCCCAGUCCUCUAGUCUGAGAGACCUGGACCUGAGUAACAACAACCUGCAAGAUUCAGGAGUCAAGCUUCUGUGUGCUGCAAUAGAGAUGCUACACUGCUUACUGGAAACUCUCGGUCUUUCAGGCUGUCAAAUCACAGAGGAAGGUUGUGUGUCUCUGGCCUCAGCUCUGACCCCAUCCUCCCAGCUGAGAGAGCUGGACCUGAGUUACAAUCAUCCAGGAGAACGAGGAGAGAAGCUACUCACCGCUCGCCUGGAGGAUCCAGGCUGCAGACUGGAGACACUGAGGUUCGAUCAAAGUGGACUGCAACGACUGAAACCCGGUCUGAGGAAAUACGCCUGUGAGCUGGAAGUGGACAUACACCCAAACAACACAAUAAACCUCAAACUGAGCGACAACAACAGGAAGGUGACGUUUGCAUUUGGAUAUCGUUCAGCUCCUAAUCAUCUAGACAAUUAUGACAUGUGGGCUCAGGUGCUGUGCCGCACUGGUCUGACUGGUCGUUGUUACUGGGAAGUUGAGUGGAGAGGAGAUGUUUAUGUAUCAGUGGGUUACAGAGGAACCAGACAGCGGGGAAUCAGAGAGAACUGUUAUUUUGGGUUCAAUGAUCAGUCCUGGUGUCUGAUCUGCUCUGACAGUGGUUACUCUGUCAGGCACCAUAACAGAAGAACAAACAUCCCCUCGUCCUCUGUCUCUCACAGAGUAGCGGUGUAUGUGGACUGUCCUGCUGGCUCUCUGUCCUUCUACAGAGUCUCCUCUGACACGCUGAUCCACCUCCACACCUUCAACACCACAUUCACGGAGCCUCUCUAUCCUGAGUUUGGGCUCUGGUCAUACGGUUGCUCAGUGUCUCUCAGUGAGUGCAGCUCCACCAGCAGGAGGCGCUCUGCUAUGGAUCAGUGUGAUGACACAGAGGAUGGAGUCCCUUCCUCUCCAUCUUCUCUGUGUGGAGAACAGGAAGCUCUGAGGAGGAAGAAGCAGAGACCAGACUCUCCUGGAUCCAGCUGUGUGUCCAUGAAGAGUGACCAGUCUAUGUUGCUCCCUAUAAAGUUUAAGCUUGGACAACCUGCUGAUGGAAGGGGUUUUCUCAAAGCCCUAGGAGGAGUAGCGCGGCGAAUUUUUGUCCGUAAGAUGAAGACAUAG
Messenger RNA from Cheilinus undulatus (humphead wrasse), 3954 nucleotides. Its product is annotated as NLR family CARD domain-containing protein 3-like. NCBI's taxonomy places the organism in Eukaryota, Metazoa, Chordata, Actinopteri, Labriformes, Labridae. The transcript is spliced from 15 exons. The record is from RefSeq and is a predicted model, not a curated record. Bases 1 to 3954 code for a protein of 1317 amino acids. Gene Ontology annotation, molecular function: protein binding.